CUUUAAUCAAAUCUUCAUUAAAUGCAAGAAAAAUCUAACGAAACUGCGUUUAGUAACGAUAUACUUUUUCUCUGGCCACAAGUGAUUAUUAUUUUUGGUGACCAGUUCGCCACUCGAUUGAUCCUAUCCCGGGAGCCUUCGUUGCAUGUUUCCCACCUGUUGCGGAUCCGCCUUAAGACCAACACGGACGCAAAGCGUAGCAAAUUUCAAGUUCAACUAUUCAGUACCCACUUCAGGCGUGACAGACAUGAGAGACUCGAACUGGGAUGCCAGUUUACCGCAGCAAUCGAGAAUUUUUUUAAUAAUGUGAACAUUGAUUUUCGAUUAAGUACUAAUAUUGAAGGAGAGGAGAAAAACAUGGCGAACAGCUCAACUUUAGAUGUCUUGUUUUCCCAGAGAACUGGCCAGAAUUCAUCUGAACCAUCUCCAUUCUCUGACUUUAGAGAAAAUCCGUUGAAGACCUAUCUCCUGGGAAUCAUCAUUUCAAUAUCAGGGAACUUUCUGAUCAGCAUUUCAUUGAAUAUACAGAAAUAUGCCCACAUGCGUCAGUCCAGACACAGCAGCUCCAAGCCCUACUACACCUCCUGGUUGUGGUGGUGCGGUGUUGUCCUCAUGGGGCUCGGAGAGCUGGGGAACUUUGCAGCCUACGGCUUUGCUCCUGCCUCCCUCAUUGCACCGCUAGGCUGUGUGUCAGUCAUAGCUAGUGCCAUCAUCUCCGUGUUGUUCCUGAAAGAGACAUUACGAGCCUCUGACAUUGUCGGUGGCACCCUAGCGGUGACAGGGACCUAUCUUCUGGUGACCUUUGCCCCACACACCUCCACUCACAUCACCGCCCACCUGGUCCAGAAGUACACUGUCAGCUGGCAGUUCCUGGUUUACCUGGUUAUAGAGAUCAUAGUGUUUUCUGUUCUGCUCUAUCUGUACAAGAGAAGAAAUAUGAAAAACAUCGUCAUAGUAAUGGUCCUUGUUUCUCUACUCGCGUCCCUCACGGUGAUCUCGGUGAAGGCCGUGUCCGGGAUGAUCACCGAGUCCAUCCAGGGUCGGCUGCAGCUCACGUAUCCCAUCUUCUACGUCAUGGUGGUGGUGAUGGGGGCCUCCUGUGCCUUCCAGAUCAAAUUCCUCAAUCAGGCCAUGAAGAUGUUUUCCGCCACGGAGGUGGUUCCGAUCCACUUUGUGUUCUUCACGGCAAGUGCCGUCGUGGCGGGAAUAGUAUUUUACCAGGAAUUCAGUGGGUUGGCUUUGCUCAAUAUAUUCAUGUUUCUGUUAGGCUGUCUGCUCUCCUGUCUCGGAGUCUUCCUGAUAGCCAGAGAUAGACCCAAGAUCCAGACUCCGGACCAGACCUUCAUAGCCAUGGGAAAGAUCCCUGGGAAGACCACUAAGGACAAAGUUCAGCCGGAUCCUACCAGUAACAAGUACGGCUCUCUGGCAGCUAAACUCAUGUGUAUCAGACCGAGCCCACAGGACCAGCUUUAACUCCCGGAACACCUGAGGGUGCAUACAAACGCCUGUCUGGCUGGGUCAACACGACACGCCUCUCAGCUGACAAGAGACUGCCAAAAGGCCAGUCCGUCCCUAGUGUGCAGUUUCCAGCAGGUCUGACUAGUGCUGGUCGGGCGAAUGAAAUGGUGCUACAACUGUUGAUACUGAAGAGCCAUCUCAGGAUCUGAGCCAAAUGCAUUUCACACACCAAAUACAUCACCUUGUCAGUCCUCAAGGGUGUAGGUCUCUGGGAACCCAUGUCAACAAGCGACUGUACUUUCUGUAAAUACUAAAGCAAAAGUUAUUAAAUAUAAUUAGUACUGCAGAAAUUUAA
Molecule: messenger RNA, 1813 nt
Organism: Esox lucius (northern pike)
Lineage: Eukaryota; Metazoa; Chordata; Actinopteri; Esociformes; Esocidae
Product: NIPA-like protein 2
Exons: 11
Coding region: 22-1473 (483 amino acids)
Biological process (GO): magnesium ion transport
Cellular component (GO): membrane
Molecular function (GO): magnesium ion transmembrane transporter activity
Source: RefSeq, a predicted model, not a curated record